AUGGAUAUGAACCAUUUGAUAGGUCAGCGUUUCAACCUGAUCUCCAAGAGCGAGAUUCGCUAUGUCGGCACACUUCAUGAGAUCAACCCCGAGGCAUCGACGAUAGCGUUGGAGAAUGUGCAGUCAUUUGGUACCGAGGGCCGCCGCAAGAACCCAGCGGAGGAGGUUCCUCCCUCUUCGACUGUCUAUGAGUACAUCGUGUUCCGUGGUAGCGACGUGAGCGAUAUCAGCAUCGCCGAUGAGGAGACAAAGGAGACCACACAGCCAGAGCCUCCUCGGGUUCCCGAUGACCCUGCUAUUCUUGGUGCCCCCCAGGCCCCGGAGGUCCUGGCGGCUUCCCUGGCAACAUGCCUUAUGGCGCCCCUCCUCCUGGCUGGUUUCCUCCUCCUGGCCACGGCUUCCCUCCCGGUGGACCUGGUCCAUUCCCACCUCAGAUGCCCCCCGGCGCACCAGGACAGCCCCCUCAGCAGCGCCCCGGCCCUCCUGUUGCACCCACCCCCUCAGACCACCUCCGAGCUUCCUGGCGGAGACCAGAAGCCCUCUAGCCGCAAUGCAACCCCUGCUCAGACUGCACCCACCCCUCCCGUUGAGUCUAAGCCUUCUGUAGCUGAGGCUGUGCAGGGAUCUGCGCCUGCUGCCGCUGCCGCCGCUCAGAAGAACGGCCGCGUCAUGCCAGUUAUCCCGAUGGCUGCGCCGCGACCUGUCGCUCCCGCUCACAGUGCGGCUCCUAUCGAUGCCACUGCCGCAGCGACUCAGGCCGUUGCGGCAGCGAUGGCCAAGCUGCCUCAGCCCGGUGCUCAGAAGAAGCCCGGCCAGGAUGCCUCAGUCGACGCUCUUACCCGCAAGAUGAACGACAUGCAACCGUACAGUGGUCCUCGUGCUCCUCGCGGUGGUCACCAGCAGCAGCAGCAGCACCAGCACCAGCCGCACCCUCGUGGUGGUCGCGGCGGUAUUCGCGCUCAGCACAAGAAGAUCGAAGUCCCCGAGUCCGACUAUGACUUUGCGACUGCCAAUGCGAAGUUUAACAAGCAUGAUCUGAUCAAGGAGGCCAUUGCCACCGGUUCCCCCGCUGCCGAUGCCGAAUCUCACGACGUCGCCCACCAGCCCGAGACCGAUGCCAAUGGCACCGCGGCUGGAACUUCACACAACCUUUACAACCGUUCGACCUCUUUCUUCGACAACAUCUCCAGUGAGGCUCGUGACCGUGAGGAGAACGCCAUUCGCGUUGGCGGUCGCGAAUGGCGUGGUGAGGAAGAGAAGCGUAACAUUGAAACCUUUGGACAAGGUAGCGUUGACGGCUACCGUGGCCGCGGACGCGGUUAUGGCCGGGGCGGCCGGGGUGGUCGCGGCUAUGGAGGUCGAGGCCGCGGAUACAACAACAAUCGCGGCUUUGGAGGCCGCGGCGGCUCUCGAGGCGGUCGUGCUCCUUCGCAAUCCACCGGCGUGCCCUCGCAGGUCUAA
Molecule: messenger RNA, 1461 nt
Organism: Penicillium daleae
Lineage: Eukaryota; Fungi; Ascomycota; Eurotiomycetes; Eurotiales; Aspergillaceae
Exons: 4
Coding region: 1-1461 (486 amino acids)
Biological process (GO): cytoplasmic stress granule assembly; P-body assembly
Cellular component (GO): P-body
Molecular function (GO): mRNA binding
Source: RefSeq, a predicted model, not a curated record